Molecule: messenger RNA, 2158 nt
Organism: Opisthorchis viverrini
Lineage: Eukaryota; Metazoa; Platyhelminthes; Trematoda; Opisthorchiida; Opisthorchiidae
Exons: 7
Biological process (GO): positive regulation of transcription by RNA polymerase I; rRNA processing
Cellular component (GO): nucleolus
Molecular function (GO): protein binding
Source: RefSeq, a predicted model, not a curated record
AUGCACUCUGCGUAUCUCCAUGUUGCCAUCGUUUUUUAUUGUUUCAGAACUCACCCUCCUCUGCUCAAUAUGGUUUCCAAAACGUACAGCGUUGUGGCGCCCUAUCAGUGUCAGAUAAAAGGUUCGGACGUGUGGCAGUUAUUUCAGGUAUCUGUCUACUUCUUUUUUCAUCCCUUCGUCAGAAUGGUCGUGAUGUCCAACUGACUACUCGUGUCAACUCAAUUUCAGUGUGUUCCCAAGGACCCAAAAGAUUCUGCAUACCAUGCGGACAUAAGGUUUACCUGUAUAAAUGCGAUGGGGACAAACUGUAUCGAAAGCUUUCUGGCUAUGGUUCUCGGGUGACCUGUUGUCAGUUUCGAAGCGACGGUAAGCUGGUGAUUGUUGGUGAGGAGAAUGGUACCGUACGCAUCUGCACGACAGACAAAAACAGCUAUCACCUGCGCAAAAUGACGAUACACAAAGCGUGUGUAAAUGCGGUCUCGUUUUUCGCUGACGGACAUCACGCUACCAGUGCAGGCGCGGAUGCUUGCGUCCGCAUAUGGGAUGUCUCGCUGGGGACACAGACAGCUCAGUUCUUCAUGGGCACUGGUAAAGAACCGGUGAAAGCUAUGGUAGCAUCGAACACUGACCCUAAUAUUCUCUAUUCUGGAAGCAUGGAAGGUGUGGUAGCCUUGUACGACAUCCGCCAACCGAAAGCAGUGCACACGCUGAAGCUUCCGAACGCCAUUUCCGCUGUCACCUUGGACGCGACUGACAAAACUUUGGUAGUGGCUGACGGCUCCUUCAUCAGAUUUUGGAACCCUACUGCCAGAAAAUUUCUCUCUGCCGGCGGUGUGUCAUCAGGCGGUGUAUCUGUCGAGCAAACAGACGCUGUUCGGAUUCAUUACAAAAUGGUUACUGGCCUUUGUGUCGUCAACCAUCCAGAUCCACAACAAGGUGAAGUGCUUCUGUCAGUUUCCUUGGACAAACUGAUGAAGGUUACUAGUUUGGUCGAUUUCAAGGAGCUACAUCAGACCAGAUACCUCGUUCCACUCACUGCAGUCGCUGCCACGCUCGACUGUGAAACAAUGAUUGUCGGUGGUGAGAAAGGUUUUGUCAAAAUUCGGCAUCUGAUCCGGAAAUCCAGUAUGCUAACCGCUUCUGCGAUUGAAGCUCUGGAAAGCAGUCGACGAGCAGGUCAGGAAUUGGAAGUGCCGGGUGGCAUGGAACCCGCGUUACAACAGCUCGCCCAUGAAUUUUCCGGCCACUGGAGAGGGGGUGACAAAUACAUUCAAAUGACCACGGACACCUGGCUCAGCCAGCCGUUUGAUGGGCCACGUCGUGGACCAAGAGACUGGCUCACUGAGGGAGAAAGUGCUGGGACGGCCGCGCGCAAAGUUCCACUAAUUUACGAGACGUCGGAAAUUUCACGUGACGGAUUCCGUUUCUACGCGGAUGACAGUGAAAGACAACCGUUCACGAGAGUGGAUCGUCUUUUGACUCGUUUCAGUCACUCACAGGCUUUAUCCGUUGUGACGCGGUUUCCGUGGUCUGCCAGCCGUCGUCGCCCGUCUGUCUACGCAAGAAAGCACAAACAGAGGCUUUUGGCAGUCGGUGUCAUCCGUGAACUCGCCAGACGAGGCACCCUCGUGGCUGCUGUGGCAGGUCGAGACGUAAAACAGCUAGCGCGGUUAUUACGCUUUAUUCGUCAUAAUGUCUGGCGUCGGGAGAGUGCAACUGUGUGUUUAAAGCUGUACAACUGUAUCUUGGACGAGUACUCCGCGGACGAACUUGCCCAAGUGACAGAGUUCAGCAAAGUAAAUGUGGUUCUGCAACAUCUGUCGCGAAACACCCAAUCAAUCUGUGAGAUUGUCAACUUCUUACGUGAUUCCAUUAAAAAAGAAACUGCCGCGAGUCACACGCCAGCUGACAAUAAGCCAGUUCCUAAGAAGAAACUGCGGAAUUCAUCUACGAAGCGGCCCCUCACCAAACGUGAUUCAAGUGCCAUCGCAGACAGUCCUGGAGUAACCGCCGGCGUGUCAUCUCACGUAGCGGCUUCCGUUCCCAAACGGAUGAGGUCCCCAGGUCUCCUCAGACCUUUCAAACGGACUCGACCAUCUUGAUCGUAUUGUUUUCCUAGAUCGUUCUGUACAGCAUUUCUACAUUACUGUUAUCAAAA